AUGUCUCAACAUAACAUCCCACACAGCAACACAGUUCGAUACGUCAACAACCAAAACGUCAUUCCUCGACCCAUCGACCCUAGAUCUGCAGAGGAAAAACGCCUGAGACAAGCCGAACGAGACCCCAAAUUUGUCGACGCCAUAGCUCCUCAGUGUAGCCCACCCCCGGAGUUUCUUUCAAACGAUGCAUUCAGAAUCUUCUCCGAAGGAUGGUGGAAAUGUACAUAUGCCGGAUGUCCCGUUGGUGCGCACGAUCUCGGCGAAAAAUUCUGUCCAAUCUUCGUCAGCGAUGGUAAAUAUCUGCCGGAUGGACGGAAAGAGGGAAAACGAGACCCAAUAGAACUUCAGGAGGGUUGGUGGUGUUGUCCUAACAAGAAAUGCGAAAUGAGAUCUAGACGUCCAUUAGAUGAAGAAAAGCGCACGUGUGGAUGUGAGGACAACUAUGGAAGGGAUGCAUUGAUUAAGGAACGUGAGGAGAUGCGUCCUACAUCCUCGUCAGAGAAUAAUGUCGAGAAAUGGAUUGCGCAGUUGCCUGAUCUGUCAGCGGAGGAGGAAAUUGACGUCAUGGAAGGAGGGUUAGAACCGACGAGUUCGGGUCCAGUGAAAUUACUUUCGUUGAGGCUUCCUAGAAAACUUGGCGUAUUGGAAUUGUCGCUAAGAGAUAAGCCUUCUGGCUCGAAGUGA
This is a messenger RNA of Botrytis deweyae, 684 nucleotides long. RefSeq lists its product as uncharacterized. The coding region runs from base 1 to 684 and encodes 227 amino acids. The transcript has a single exon. The record is from RefSeq and is a predicted model, not a curated record. Lineage: Eukaryota; Fungi; Ascomycota; Leotiomycetes; Helotiales; Sclerotiniaceae.